This is a messenger RNA of Musca domestica (house fly), 2173 nucleotides long. RefSeq names its product adenosine deaminase 2 (gene Adgf-C). Gene Ontology annotation, molecular function: adenosine deaminase activity. NCBI's taxonomy places the organism in Eukaryota, Metazoa, Arthropoda, Insecta, Diptera, Muscidae. The coding region runs from base 521 to 2080 and encodes 519 amino acids. The record is from RefSeq and is a predicted model, not a curated record. Gene Ontology annotation, biological process: adenosine catabolic process; inosine biosynthetic process. The transcript is spliced from 6 exons.
AAUUUUAAUCGGGGUUGUUUAUAUAUUUAGGACACCGACAUACGCUGGAGUUGUGCAUGGAAGACCAACAUCCAGCAGCCCUCCUCCAUUUUAUACAUUUAUGUCCAUUUUACAUUAAAUUAUCAGUAUUUUACACUCAAUUGGUUUUGAAAUGUAUAUCUGGGCUUGUCUGUUUAUAAAAUAAUUGCUCAUAUGUCCAUAUGAGAUACCUUAUGCAGAAUUCUACUUAAAAAUUUCAAAACGAUAUUCUAUCUAUUGAAAUAUUACCUUUCAACUUUUUUUCUUAUAUCGGCAAAUUAAUACUUCAACAUUCUUCAGCAUCCUCUGUGAUAUUUCCCAAAUAUAUCUUUGUAUUGAAUUUAAACGACAUUAUUUCGUUUCCCUUUUGCGGUCAGAAUAUUAUUCAUCAUUUUGUUUAAACAGCUUUGAAUUCAUGUCGUCUUCGUGUCUAAAUGUCUAAACGUUUAGUAAACUUUUACUUCGAAUAACAUUCAGAGAACUCGCCAACAACAAUUGUGAAAUGAUUCAAUAUCAAAUGUUGCUAUUUACUUCCAUAGCAAUUUGUUGCAACCCAGUUAAAGCGGCAAUAGCGGCCGAUUCGGUUUUAAAACAAAAACAAUAUUAUUUGCCUUACCAAGAUGCCCGCGAAGCCGUCAUUCAAGCCGAAGAUCUCCUCAGUACCGGUGGCCGUUUACAUUUGAAUAGUCGCGAAUCAAAAGUAGAUGAAAUUUUUCUAAAAUAUAAAUACGAUGAAUUGGCCAGAGGAUUUCGUGACUCCGAUCGAAAUCCAGCCGCCAUGCAUUUCUUUAAGGCCAAGCCGCUAAUCGAAAGAAGUAAAAUUUUCCAUUUUCUACAACAAAUGCCCAAAGGAGCUCUGCUGCAUACGCACACAUCAGCAACCGUUUCAUCCAAGUGGGUGGUGCAGAAUAUCUUUCGAAUGCCAGGACUACUGAGAUGUGUUAAGAGCGAUGGCGUAAGUAUAUUGAGUUUUAGACGCAUGCCCGAAAAGCACAAUUGUGCCACACAAUAUGUAUCGGUGAGCGAAGAGAGAAGUCGUUCAGCUUCAGCUGCAGAAUAUGAUAGGGCAUUGGAGAAACUCAUUAAUUUGUAUACGCCUACGCCGGAAUUAGAAUAUUCUUCCAUUAAUCGAGUUUGGUCGAAAUUCCAAAACAUGUUUAGCACCAUAUCCGAUGUGUUGCUCUAUAUACCGGCCUUUCGAACAUAUCAUUGGCAAAUGAUGGAAGAAAUGUACAACGAUAAUAUUAUGUACGCAGAAGUUCGCAUGAAUUUCUAUGAGUUAUAUGAUAUAAGUGGUCGCAUCUUCCCGGCCGAACGUUGCAUUACCGAACUCAUCGAUGUCAUUAGAAAAUUUAAACUCCAGCAUCCUGACUUUUUGGGCAUUAAGAUUAUUGUCUCACCUCAUCGCAAUGCCGAGCCGGAUGUAAUGCGUAAACGUUAUGAAACAUUUAAAAAGUACAAUUCCAUGUAUCCCAAAGAAUUGGUUGGCUUCGAUUUGGUGGGUCAAGAAGAUAAAGGAAAGCCUUUGCAUAAUUUCGUGAAUGUUUUGCAUGAUCUACCGAAAAGUGCCAAAUUCUUUUUCCAUGCUGGGGAAACAAAUUGGUUUGGUGCCUCAACGGAUUAUAAUCUGCUGGAUGCUGUACUCUUAAACACAACACGUAUUGGCCACGGUUAUGCAUUGAUGAAACAUCCGGUCUUGUGGAAUGCUGUUAAAUCCCGUGAUAUUGCCGUGGAAGUUAGUCCCAUAUCAAACCAAGUAUUGAGCUUGGUUUGGGAUCUGCGAAACCAUCCAGGCUCUUUAUUCCUGGCCCAAAAUAUACCCAUGGUUAUAUGUAAUGAUGAUCCUGGAUUUUGGGAUGCCAAAGGAUUAAGUUAUGACUUCUAUUAUGCCAUUAUGAGUUUGGCACCCAACAAUGCUGGCCUAAAGACGCUAAAGCAAUUGGUUUGGAACUCGGUGAAAUAUUCAACAUUUGAUGCAAGCGAAAGGCAAAGGGCCUAUGCUCUGCUGCAACAGAAAUGGGAUCAUUUUAUUGAUAAUGUCAUUAGUGGUCUAGUAGUAUAGGGAGAAAAAGCAAAAAUGACUAUGAAAAGAAUUUAGGUAUUAUGUUUUAUAAUAUAAUUUAAUUUAAAAUAAAUAAAAAUAAUUAAUAAUUUA